This is a messenger RNA of Anas platyrhynchos (mallard), 19869 nucleotides long. Lineage: Eukaryota; Metazoa; Chordata; Aves; Anseriformes; Anatidae. The record is from RefSeq and is a predicted model, not a curated record.
GUCGGCUCCCGCCGCCGCGGAACCCGGCGCCGCCGCCAUGGUCUCCUGGAUCAUCUCCCGCCUCGUGGUGCUGAUCUUCGGCACCCUCUACCCUGCGUAUUCCUCCUACAAGGCCGUGAAGACGAAAAACGUGAAGGAAUAUGAAAUAUUGGCUGAGGAUGGGAGGAACAGUGUGGUCUGGAAGCAUAUGGAAGUCCAGGGACAAGUUCUUUUCUCCAACUUUGUUCUUACUUUGUGUCCUUUUACUGCUUUUUCAGUACUGCUUUUGUUUUCUUCUAAAAACCUAAAUAAUCAUGCAUGGUUUGUAUUAUCCUAUCAACCUUGCUUGUGAUCAGCAAUUCCUGUUGGUCAAGACUUCAUUCUCAUUCCAUCCUGGAAACAUUUCCUUCUCUCUCUCUCUCUCUCUGCCUACGUCAUUGUUGCAAUUGCCAUAUUUAAAACACCAAAUAGUUUUCAGUGAUGCGGUGUGUUGGUUUCUUACAGAAGCGCUGUUCUAAGAUGAUUAGAGGAGAUGAGCUAUUUGUUUUAUGGAUGGGAAGAAUUUCUGCAUAUUUAGAGCAGUGAAUAAUCAGAUAGAGAAGAGAGGUGAAGUGGAUGAUGUACUGGAUUGUGUUUGCCUUUUUCACCACUGCAGAAACACUCACAGACAUUGUUCUUUCUUGGUUUCCUUUUUAUUUUGAGUUGAAAAUCGCAUUUGUGAUUUGGCUGCUCUCCCCUUACACCAAGGGCUCCAGUGUCCUCUACAGGAAGUUUGUGCACCCAACGCUCUCCAAUAAGGAGAAGGAAAUCGAUGAAUACAUUACUCAGGCUCGUGACAAGAGCUAUGAAACCAUGAUGCGAGUUGGCAAGAGAGGGUUAAACCUGGCUGCCAAUGCAGCAGUUACUGCAGCUGCAAAGGGCCAAGGAGUUUUGUCUGAGAAGCUACGAAGUUUCAGCAUGCAGGAUCUCACUCUUAUCCGGGAUGAAGAUACUGUCCAUUUGCGAAGCCAUGAACCACAGCUGCAACCCCCUGGAGCGAGCCUCCUUGAAACCAUUGAGGAUUCAGCUUCCUGUUACUCCUCAGGAGAGGAGAGCAGUUUGGCACAGAGGUCUAAUGGAACCUUGACAGAAACCAGAACAGACCCAUCAGAUGAAGAUGCAGGAGACAAACUGCCAAAACGUACUCAGAGCCUCAAAGCUACCAAGAAGAUGACAAAAGCUGAGCUUCCAGUAAAAAGUGUGAAAGCCCGCCCUAGGAAGAAAGCUGCAGGAUCUCUUGCUUCUGGCGAGUCAUCCUAAGGAGACCUUCCCUCCCCAGCACCUAUCUCUGUCCUAGGAUUUGCCUGUCACUUUUGAGUGGAAACUCUUCCAAAGGAAGGGAGCUGAGAUUGAUGUACAUAACAGAUGCUGCUUAGUAGAGCUCAUUCCAAGGCAAGGGGGAGGCUGGGAUUCAGAACAUGGAUCAGAGGAUACAUAUCCUCAGGAAUUUACUCCUUUUCAUUCCUCUCUUGGAGGGAACACUAUGUCUGUACAUAACCUGUUGCUUUGGAAUUCCCUCUGUAUAAUCCUAGUUGGGAAGAAUCUUUACUGGGAGAACAGGCUAGGGUUAGAGACACCUGUUGAACAGAAGCUGGAAAAAUAAUUAGACACUGGAGUUCCACAGAGGUGGGUGGUUCCCUAGAAUAUCUUAUCUUGCUCUGAGUAUCCUUCUGCAGCUGUGUGUUGUUAGAAGUGCCCACAACAAUUCACCCUUUUUAAAAAUGGACCAUAGCUGUUAUGUCCUUCCCCUUUCAGAAGGUGACUGUUGAAUGCUUUUGAACAUAAAGGACUGGCUCAUGGGAGGAGUGUGCCAGAUUCUAGUUCCUAGUACUGGAAAAUGAAGAGAUUGGGUUUUAUUUUAUUUUUUUUUCUGGAAGGUUAAUUGAGGAAAUUGAAAAGCUGAGUUAUGAAGAAAAUGUGCUGUUAUAUGCACAUGUGAAAGAGUAGAUAGAGAUAUCCAGAGGAAGUAACUAUUGAGAAGGAAAGUUGCUCAUCCAUAAGAUUUUGGUUGCUUUUGAAGCUGCUUUUUAUUUCAGGUUCUGUUGUUUACUUUGAUUCCUGUAAGAGCAUGACAGUGAGAGGAGUCCUGUGUAGUGGGUAAAGGCAGGGAGAACGUUACUUUGCCAUUUAAUUGUGUAACUCCAUGUCAUCAUGGUGCUUUUUAAUACAGACAAAUUCUUUCAUUCUAGAAGAUUUCUGGGGAAAAUCUGGCUCAUUAGUCUGCAAGUGUACUUGAGAAUUUCAGAAGCCCUUGUCUCUUAGCUUUAGGAGAUCCAUUCCUCAGGGCACAGGAACUGAGCCUGAUGUAUGAACUUCACUAGUUCUAGGAUUCCAUUUAUGGAUUAUAAAUUGCAGGGACCAGUGAACACUAUUGUACUUUAUCAAUCUUCUUGCUUUGUCCUACUCCAGCCCUUGCACAUGUUUUCUCUCUGUGACCAUUAGCCUUGUUUAUCAAUGCCCUGAGACCUGAGCAAUAUGCAACAUUUGGGACAGAAGCACAUUGUAUGUGGAAUAUGUAUUGUGGGAGUGAAACUGCAGAGGAAAUUUUCAUGUGUGCCAUAGAUUCUAAUACAUUGAGUAUUGGUAAGGGGAGAUCCCUUGUACGCACACCCAUGGGAAACAAGUAGAGUUCUUGUUGUGGAAACUUUUAGUGCGGGAGUACCCUUAUGGACAUGACUGUCGGAAUGAAUACUUGGUGGUUUUAAUCUUUACUGAAACUACAGCUCUAGGUGCAGACACUCAUGUUUUCUCAUGUCUCUAGCUAUUACAGUUCUGACAGCAUUGCAGUGGGUUUUUCACAAAGCUGAGUAUUUUGUUGACAAUGUAUAGAAGCCCAACUGCAAGUAAGAUUUCACAAAUAUUUCUGUCCUAAAAAGUCAUACUUCAGAAGUUUAUAAUGUUUAAGACUGGGACUGAAAUUUUUAUUGUUUCCCAUUGUCUUGGUGGCAAACUUAUGAAUUAUUUCAUUUUUGGGUGGAAACAAAUUAAGUUGUUUUUACUUUUAUUUGUAGCUUUUAAAAUUUUAAAUCUUGACCAACCGUAUCAGAAAUAUUUGUCCUAAAGUAUCCACAAGUCCUUACCCAGGAUCCAGUAGAAAACCUUUGAUCUGACUUUGAGAUUUGUGUUUAAAACAAACAAAAAAGAAGUUUUGUAUUUUUUUUUAGUUCAUUAACAAUCAUUGUAUACAUGUCUUGCUAGUACAUGCAAAGGCAUGUACCAAGGCAAGAAUUCUUCCUGUUUCCAAUGGAAAUUCCUCUCUCCAUGAGGAACAAAAAUCUUUGCUGAAUAUGUGAAAGAUUCAGUUGUGAGAAACUGCUUACUAGACUUUACUGUAUUGAACAAGACAAAACCAUUAUUCUUUAUUUCUUUAUACACUAAGUACUUCCGUGACCACAUUUCUGGACUUUUUUUUUUUUUUUUUUUUUUUUUGCUUUUUAAACUAAAAAUCUCUGUAGCAAAUUAAUUAUCUAAUUCAUUGUGAGGGGCUUGAUUUGGAGGCCAAGGAUGGGUUAGUCUGUCCUUAUACUGAUAUUCCUGCCUUUUCCUUGUGCAUGUACUGUGAUAGUCUUGGAUUACUCAAUUUUCAUACAGUGACUUUCCAGAAUGCUUUCUAGAAUCAGGUCAUUUGCAGGAACUCCUGCUUUGAAGCAUAAGAAGAAUUUUUGAAGACUCAAUUUUGGGAUUUUGAUUUGCUUUUGUUCUCCUGAACUAGACCCUGUACUAAGUAUCUUUUACUCAGCAUUGAUGCUUGAUGUCAGUAGCCUGUGGGUAAGAAUGGAUCAGUCUUGCCCUGACUUCUUGUACAGGGAAAUUAAAUGACUUUUGUUAUAAGAGAGUGUGGAGUAGUCAUGGACUCCAUUGAGGGUGAUAUGAAGCUGAUGAUGUCAGGGAGCAGAACUUACCUAGAGCAAGAAAAUGUCUUAGUAUGGACAUGAUUUUCUUCUAGUACAAAUGUGACCGUUAUAUUUUGCUCUGCUUGAUCAAAGCCUCUGCAAAUCUGCCACCACCCAUGUGAUCUCUCAGUGAGUUCCUAGAUGUAGUUCUGCUUUGGAUGGCAUGGUCUUGCAUAGAAAUUCUCUUGAUAAUGAGAAUGCUGAAUGUGCUGUUUUGGUAAAAUGCUUCUAUCAGCUGUUCCGUGUUUUCAGCAGGAAAUGCUGGAAUGUAGUUUCCAUCUAGUAUUUUCUAUGAGCUUGAUUGUGCAGUGAAGCAAAUGGCUAAAUCCAUACCUAGCAGUAGAACCCACUGUGUUCAGUAAGCAUUUAUACCCCUUUCCUAAUAUGCCCAGGCACAAAUAGAAACACAAAAAGAUUUCUACAGAACCCUGAAUUUCAAAAGUACUGAAUUUCAGAAGUAUUGAAAUCAAUACUUUUGAGUUUUACUUCUCCUUUGCCAUCUUAAUCAGCAGGAGAUAUGUGCCUUAGGAGGAAAGUGGGAUGAUUAUAGAACACACUGCUGGUUCUCUGGCUGCACAGAGCAUUGUGUUGAGGAGACUUGUUUGUUAACUGUGAAGUGGCAAGGUAUGCUUGAGAACAGCUGUUGAAUUGAGCUGUUUUCCUAUCUGUCUUCCAAACCUGCAUGCAAUGCUGGAAAGUAUGGGUUAUUGCCUAAGACACAAAUCUGGAAAAAGGGGGAAAAAAUGGCCUUCUUUCUGAUGGGGACAUUGUAUUGCCACAUGACUCUGCAACUUCCUGGGGAGAUGCUGAAUCACAUUGCUCUUUGUAACUGUUCAGUAUUAUAGACUUUCUUGCUUGACCCAUUAUGAAUUUGUAACUUGGCACCAGGCUGAAUCAUCUUGUGCUGCUCUCUGAGUUGCCGUGUAAAGCCAAAUGUGUGGAAAGAUAUUCUGAAGCUAUGUGAUUUCAUAGAAUGUUUGAGAUUGGAAGAGGAUCUCUGCAGCUCAUCUGGUCCCAUUGUUCUACUCAAGCAGGGCUACCUAGAGCUGGUUGCCCAGGAGUUCCUGUUAUAUGUGGUCUGGAGCCUAUUGAAUGUAAUGUUUAAGACCUGGUAUAUGUAUAAAUACAUACGCUGUACUGUAUGGGGCUGUGCUUUAGUGUUAACUGAGGAAAAAGGAUUCCUGGUUACCUUUCAUCUUGAUUUUGGCACUAUUAGAAGAUGCUGUAAACAUAACUCAGUUUUAUGUUAUUUCUAGGUUUUGUUUUGAAGCCUGUAGGCUUCAGAAGAGAUCUAAAGAGGUGUGCAGAGUAACUUUUGAGAACAAUUGCUUUUAAUGGUAAAUGAAGACAGUAAAUUUCCACAGGAGCUAAGAACUUGUCCUGUGAGACAGGGUAGGGUGGAAAACGGGCUAUGUACAGUACAAAGUUGUCCAGGAAAUACUCUUGACUUUUUCUGAGCCUCAAGCUAUACUUGAACUCUGCACCCUACAGAUUAGAGCUUGGUUGUUCUUUUACGGAACUUCUGUCUCUGUCUUACCUUUCUAAACUGGGCUUGACCUACAUGCACUUAUUCUUGGACCUUUCAUCACUUCAGAACAAUAAAGUUUGAAUUUUUCCUCAGUGGUCAGCUGAUCUGUGGGGAGGAUCUGAUGAACUAGGCAUCUCACAGCAUUUUCUAAUAGAUGUGUUAUGCUGAGGAAGCACCAGCAGGGAGCUCCAGGGGACAGAUAAAUCUGUGAAAUUGGAUGCACGCACAAAGUCUGCAUUUUUGGAUGAACUAAAUGCUGGACUUUGUUACACUCAUAUGCCAGUUAUCUGUAGAAUCCCAACGCUCAAUGCCAGAACUGCUAAUGCAAGGAAUCAAAAUAAUAUGAAAUGAAGAGAAACAGUGGCAAACACUUUCUCCUGCAGUUUUGCAGGUAAAUUUACAUUUCAAGGUGCUGCUUCUCCUAAAAAAAUUUCUCUAACCCCUUUGCAAGUAAACCAUUACCUCCUUGCUCUGUUUCUCAGCUCCUAUCUUUUCAUUACCUGGCUAUAUUUCUUAUGUUUUCUUUUAUUAAGCAGAGGACUACCUCCAUUUUGCCUACUAUGGAGACAUUUAAAAAACAAACAAACAAAAAAAAACUUUUAAGAGCAACUGUUACCAGUAGCAUAGUGUGAUGCAUUUGCCUUCUCUUGCAGCACAUUCUCACUUUAAAUAGGCUUACUGCACCACACACCCUUUGGACAGGAGCAUUCUGCAUUUAACCAAAUAACGUUAGAGGUAACGUUAGUGGAGGGCUACAAAAAUGACUGUACUCCUAAUGACUGAGCCCGAGGCUUCUAUAAUAUGCAACUGAGACUGUAUCAAAAAUAUCUGCAGAAACAGUCAAAAUGCAUUGCUAUACUGACUCAUCAAAGAUGGGAAAUUUAGUCAUUGUCUUUGCAGGAGGCCAGCUGAGCUGAAUGACAAGCAUAUAACCAUAGGCAGUACUGUCAGAGUAUGAUUCGUUGCAGUAUUGUAGGAAUAAUUGCUUGGGUUCACAUAAGUUAGUACCAGCAUGAAGUAGUCAACCUGCAGCAGAAUUCAACCUGCUGAUUUACCUUGUUUCUUGUCCAAGAAGGUUAGCCUGACACUUCCAUGUAAAUAAGCCAUGUAUAGGUAUCUACACUAUAUGGGUUCAAACAAGAUGGACAAUUUCAUUAUCUCUAAAGAAACACUCCCCUCCACAUAUUCAACCAACCAAACAAAAACAAACAAAAAAACAACAACAGUCUUUCUACAUAUUUUUAUUGCUUUGGGAACAGUAGGGGAAGAUGAGCUUUCUGCUUACUAUCCAGAGUUUGGACAAAAUAUUGUAUUGCCACACAGGAGAUGGGUCUAAAGUAUGCCUAUACUGCCAGGGGUGGGAGGUGAGUAUUUUUCUUGGAGCUUUGUUGGAAACGCCCCUUUGGCACGCCAAUUGUGUGUGUGUGUGUUCAAAAUGCAUUGAAAAAUGGAGUGAAAUAUACAGUAAAAAGAACUUUUGCUUAUGUAGGUUUUUUUUAUCUUAUUUGUUUGUAACUUGUACAACGUAAUGAGGGUUUUUGUCUCACCAUGUAGAAGAAUUGACAAGUGUAACUGGUUUGUAGUAUCUGUAUUCCUGUUAGUGGGUAUCAGAAAUACAUAAAUGAACACUAAAGAUUUUUUGCUACCUAGGUGACACGCUUCAGAGGAGGCAAGUUAGACUAAAGGAUGCACAACUUAAUUCUGUGUUAAAACUUUCUAGAGAAAGCUGUCAGGACUGUAAGAACAGAAUGAUUACUCCCUAUCAAAUUACUGGCUUUCAGGCGUGAAUGAAAGCUAGUACAACCACCUCUUUCAAAUAAAUGUUUAGUUAUUUAACAAUAUCUUGCCAGAUGAAGUUACUAUUUUACUGAAUAUCACCUUUUUGAAUAGUGUCUUGCCUGUACGUGCACUUGAUUUCUAAGUGUGUGAAUAUUGUAGAUCAGUUUUCAUUAGAGUGCAAGUGCUCUCAACUCUAAAUUUUCCAAAAUUCCCAGUGCAAGCAGAGCAAAAAUGUCAAAAAUAGAUCAAAUUUUGUGGAACACAAGAGGAGUCUAGCCAAAAGGAGAUCAGAGAGGACUUAGUUGAGAGAAUACUUUUAAUUUCUUGCUCACACUAGUUGAUGUCAAGUGAUUCUUAGAGCUUUCAGGAGCAGAGGUGUAGGCAAUGCUGCAGAGUGCUGUAAAGCAAACUUCUGUUCACAGUGCACGUCUGCACCCACGAUGCUAUGCUGCCAAGCCUUAGCAGGAAUCUUGAGUUAAUGCUACAUCUCAGUAGGAAAGCAUAGAAAUAGAGGAUUCUAUUGGAAUAUUACAGAGUCAGAAAAGUGAUUGCGUAAAGAUAAAACUAAGAGAACUGUAGCAGCUUACCCUGAAGAAUGAUAACAAAAGUCUGCAAGGAUUUUCAAUAGGGAAUUAAACUAGUCAGUUUACAAUCAGAAAAACAACAAAAAAUAGCAGGAUUCAGUUAAUAAAUGGAAAAAUUAUCAGCAAUGUAUGUAUUGUCUUUCUUUGAUAACCUGUACUACAAUUGCUUCACAUAGUUCCAGAUUUUACAGGUUAUGUAAGUUUUAUAGUUAAGGAAACUAAGUUUUUAUCUUAAGUGAUGCUUAGUGACUUACCAAAAAGAAAGCAAGUUGAAAUUUUUUGAUGACUUUCUAAAAUUAGAAAUAAACUGUACAGAUCCUCAAAUCUAAUUUUGUAUUCAUGCUGCUGUCUUUUGGGGAACUGAGCUGAUGGACUCCUCACUUGUGAUUCCUCUGUUUAUAUUACUUCUGAAAUGUAGUGAUUGUCACAUAGAGAUACAUUAAACUUCUAUUUUGAAUUCACAUCUAAAUGGCAUGCCAAGCUAUAUAUGAGCUAACAUUGGUUGAAUGAGAGAACAUGGAAAAGCUGAGUCAGAUCUAGCCAGGCAAAGGUCGCUGAAAGACCUUCCUUGAAGUGAACAAACUAAAGACUACAUAAUAAUGCUUGUUUCUGAUUCAACAUUUUCAUGAUGAAGUUCCAGUUAGCAUAGUGCUGAUCUAAAGGUACUUAAUUCACAGUUGUGAAUUGCUUUUUGUCCACCAGAGGGUAUAAUACAACAUAAAAAUGACUGAAAGUGAGAGAGCAGAGACUUGUCUGAUAAUAGGUGAAUUGUGACUGGUUGAAUGUUUAUAUUUCCUCUGUUUGAGAGUGAACAUCCCACUUAGAGAGAGAGGAGGAAAACUUCAAAAACAAACACAAACCAACAAACGGGGCUCUAGUGGAGAAAUGUAAAGUGUUACUGCAGUUAGCCCCUAUUCAAAAAGGCCAUUUAAGCUUACUGGGCUUUUCAAUUUAAAUAUUUUCUAGUGUGGCUUACUGAGCCAACACCUUUAGAGAAUAAUUGCCUUAAAAUCUUUUCAAUGUCUGUCCAAACAAUUUUCUAGCUGCAUGAAGCAGCCCUGUAAAUGGUAGUGUUUGUGGCUAAUUUUGCUGCUUUUGCAAUUAAACAAUUUUUGUGUGUGCGUAUUUCAGUAGUGUUGCCUUAAAUUGUACUUCGAAUUCUGUAGUAUUUCCUGUAGAAUUUCCUGGUAAGAAUGUGUUGUUUCUAUCAAUUGGAUCUAUGUUCUGUGAAAAUAGAACCAACUUUAAUCUAAAAAUACAGAUGAAUCUAAUGGUUACUAUGGUAACUUGUGACCAUGGCAACAGAGAGAGGUAGUACUCUGAAGAAUUGAUAGGCUUUUUUCUUUUAAGACAACGAACUAACUGAUAGUGCAAGUAUUUCAGGGAAAAUACUGACUUUUUUAUUUAUUAACCACAUAGGAUCUUAUGAAUACAAGGGAUUUUGGCAGUGUCUCCCUUAAGAUCCUCAUAGAAAAGCUGAUGUACAAUGACCUGGAUCAGCAGAUGGUGAGGUGGAUUGAAAACUGGCUGAGUGACCAAGCCCAGAGGAUGGCAAUUGGUACAAAAUCUAGUUGGAGGCAAGUAACAAGUGGAGUAUCCUAGGGACAAUACUGAGUCCAGUUCUAAUAAUUUCCUCAUUAAUGAUCUGGGUGAUGGGGCAGAGUGUACCCUCAGCAAGUUUGAAGAUGCCACCUAACUGCUCCCAAUGGCUUAUACACCAGUGGGUUGUACAGGAAGAAGCAGGAGGUACAUAGAAUGUUUGAUAUUCCAUCUCGAAAUAUAUAGAAAUCCUAGGUGCAUAGCAAGACUGCCCGCAAUUCCUUGUGAUAUUAAGAAAGAGGUCUCGUCUGCUGAAGAAAGGUCAAAGACAUCAGGAAGUUACUGUAGGAAAGAGGAAAAGGUUAGAACAUCAUGGUUAAAGACUUUUUGUUGUCAAACAUGUAACAUAGAUUUGGUAUGUUUCUGUUUGAUUUUUCCAUCAUAAGAUCAGAGUUAAAUGAUGUAGCACCUUCAGGCCAGUGCUAAGUUUCAGCUAUGUAUUAUGAAUUGCCUUGAAGCAGUGCAGACCCCAAGAGCCUGUAUAGCAUUGGAGGAAGCUGUAACAAUUUAAAGACUGUUUACAAUCAAUAUAAAUAUAUUAUUGAAGGAAGUGAGAAUGGGCUCUCAUGACUAAAUCUUGUAUGUAGCAAGUGGCUUUCUAUGCCAGCAUAGAGAUAAUUUAAAUACUCUAUACUAGCAACACUCAGUGUAACUUUUAUAGGAAAAUGUAUUGGAUAUGAGUUUAGUCAAAGCCAAAUCUGAGUUUUUAAAGCUUUCUCUUUUUCCUAGGUAUUGUUGGGGAAUCUAGAAACUGAAUGGAAAUUACAGCAUUGCAGUUAUCACUCACUAAUUGUGAAGAGCCUGAAAUAAAUAGAAUCCAAGUUUAAUUUAAAAGCCAACUUUUGUAAAAGUCAGCUCUUCUUACUUCUGUAUUUGCCCCAGGAAUACUGUAGCUAAUCAGCGGAGUCACUAUGGUGAUCUAAGGCCAUUACUCUGGAAGAGGGGAAGGGAGAGGGGGGGAUGUCCAGCCAAACUGAAUUGGUUCUUCUAGUUCAGUCUUCUGCCUCUGGUACUGCUCACUCCAUGUGAUGGCCAGCAGGCAGUGUGGAAAUGAUACGUGUUGGAAAAACCUGUUCCUGACAUUGUUAUCUUUUUACCUGUGCUUUAAGGCAUCGUGGUGUUUAAUGCCUGGUUUCUUGGUUUUGGGGGGAGGCACUGAUGUUUGAAUUCCAUCAUUAAUUUUUUGUAAAGUUGUGAAAAGUUUGCUUACAUGUUGCAGUACAAUGACUUAAAUGUAGAAACUGUAAGGCAUCAGAGUCUUGUGUUGUGCUUGCUCUGUUACCUGGACUCUUUCACGUUUUUUUUUGUUUGUUUGUUUGUUUGCUUUUUAAAGAAAUUCUCUCUUGUUAAAUAUAUAUAUAUAUGUGUAUAUAUAUAUAUAUAUAUUAAAGAAAAUCAUCUAUUAUAUUCUCGAUAUCUUUCUCUUUUGCUUUCACUUUUCCUAUUUCACAGGACCUGUUGUUUUCCUUCCUUCUCCUCACAGAGCAUGGUACAAGUUUUUUAAUUGUGGUUGUGCUUUCAUUCCACGGGGUGGCAACUAGGUGACCAUUUGGUUAUUCCAAUAGAAGCAGCUUUCCCAGCCAAGUCCCCCUCUCUGGCAUAAGGGUCAUGAAUCUGUCAACUCAGCACUUCUAUUGGGGUUCAGAACAGCUGAACCCCUUCUGUUGAGCCUUCACAACAGCUCAUUAUAUUGUAUUUGUUCUGGCUUUAUCAAUUUUCUGGAGACUGUUGUAGCUGACAAGACAAAAAGGCAUCAUCAAAGGCUAAAUUUUGGAUCUUGCUUAUUGAUAUUGGUGUUCCAAGCAUAACUGAGUACAAGUAUAUGGUGUCAUUGUUAGACAAAUGUUUUAAUAAAUGUUUGGGGAAAUAUUAAUUGAAAUCUCUGCCUGUUAUUAGAAUAGGUUAUAGAUUUAUGAAUUGCAGGUAUGACUUUUUGUUCUUUGCUACUAAGCUUACAUAGUAUCUUUUUUCUCUACCCCUGAUUUCUUCUUCUUAUGCUUGUGGAUAUUUUCUUUAAAAGGCUUAUGUUUCGUUAUGUUCUCAAACUGUUGCCCUAAAUUGUUUUAAUUUAUCUCCGUGCCCUUCAUUUGUGUUUAGUUUUAUGCCUUCUCCAUUGUUGAAUGAAGAUAUGAAAAUUGAUAUAAAGCCCUACUAUUUCUGCCAUCUAAAAAUCAAGGCAAUUCUUAACAAUCCAGUUUGUCCUGGCUUUGUUUCCUCAUUUAUAAGUUGCCUGUCAAUAAUUGUGUCCACUUUCCAUCUGUUAACUGAGGACUUGGGUUCAAAACAUAACUAUAUAUGUUGAGUGGCCUUUUUGCCCACAGUAGAAUCAAGUACUAUUGCUUGAUUACUUGGGCUAAGAGACCCACCUACAUUGCAACUGCAAAUAACUUCAGGAGGGACUUGGGGGGCGUUCUUACGUACAAAGUUAGAGAGUGGUGAAUAUUAUGUGCAGAGCCUGUGCAGAAGCAUGAAUUAUUAGUCAAACACUACAUAGUUUGAACACCUACGUAUGAAAUAUUAGACUGGUGAGGAAGUUGCAGUCCUACAGUACAGGUGGCAAGAACUCAACCAACUUACUGAAAUGCCUGUGGUGCUAAAAACAAACAAACAAACAAACAAAAACAGGCACAGAAGGCAUGUGAAAUGAAUAGUUUGUCCUCUACCAGCUGUGGUAGUGUAUAAAGUGGGCAGACAGGGCUAGCAGUUACAGUGACUGGGAUAAGAGAGGAAUUCAGUUAGCAGGGUUCUACUGGCAUCUUUCUACUUGAUGCUUUGGGUAGUACUGAGGUUUUGAGCUGAGGGACUGUGGUCUGCAGCUGGAACUUAAUAACAGCAGUAACCAAGUCUCAUUUUCAGCUGAAAUUCAGCCAGCCUGCUCCCCCAUACCUCCAACACAUACAAACACACACAUACACACACGUUUUCUUUGGGACUGUGUGUAAGUGGAUCCUUUCCCUUCUUGCUGUUGUUUUUUCCUUGACUGUAUUAUUAAUGUCAGACCUACUAGCCUUCUGCCUGCAUGGAUAUCUUUAUGAAGUAGGCAAAUAUGCUGCUGCUUCUGUUUUAGUCAGCUCAAAGUUGACAUUCCCAACCCUAUCAUCUAGAAGCUGAAAUGUGUAUGCAAUAAAUAGGUGGUGUUUGCCUCUAUUUCUGGGCAUAUGCAAAAUUUGUUUAUUUUGCUCUUUGUGUCUGUGACAUUUCAUAUCCACACUUUUCCCAGAGAACAAGUGUAUUAUUCAUGUAUUCGUUGUACACUUAAAUAUGGUAUAACACCAUGACCUAUACACAAUGAUUACAGAUGCAGUUAAUGAGCUGCACUGGUUUGGAUUCUGAAUUGCAUUCCGUCUACUGUAUUUGUUAGAACACUGGUAGCUCUUGAAUUUCUGUGUUCUCUUCUGCGCUUGUGGGCUCAAAUGUAAAGCACUACUGAACUUCAGAGUUGUAGGUAACAGUUUAGAGAUGAUUGGAAGGCAUCUUAUUCUGCUAGCGCAGAAAUGGAAGUAAUCUUUAUGGAUCCCAGAGAUUAUCAUCUGGUCAGGAAUGUUCAUCCUGGUGAGAGUACAAAUACCUGUCCUGAGUAGGCAUGCUCUUUUCUACUUGAUGGAGAGGGGAUAAUCUGUCUGCUUACAAGUAUCAAGAAACUAUUAGAAUUUUCUGAAUCACUAAUGUCACUGGGCUAUGCAAAAGAUCAAUGUGAAAGCAAGGACACAAAUAAAUGAAGGGAAUUGAGUAUGAUGUACUUGCGCUUCUGCCAUUUGAUUUGACGUGUAAAACCAGACCUUUGUACUGGACCAUGCUACAGGUGAUGACAAAUGAAAUGCUAAGUUUCAUUUUAGAAGUUCUUAAUCCACUGGUUAUAAGUGGUAUUAUCAGGGGUAUAAGAAUAUAUAUAUACAUGUUCUCUUUUCAGCCUUAAAUGUAUAUAUUCAAUUUAUUAAUUGUUAUGUUUCAUAUAAUUGUGUCUGGCCAUUUGGCUGCUUUUUCUCGUUUGGUUUGGUUGUAUGUGCUUCAUGAGAAGGUUUUCUUGGAUUGCAUUAAAUGAGUAAAGGCCCUUUUGAAAUGGGUACAUAUAAAGAAAAGAAUCAGAGAUUCUGCAGAAGAGAUGAAGAAUUGUUUCAGGGAAUACCUGUUUAAGCCAUCAAAGCAGUUCUUGUGCAUGUUCGUGUGUUAGUGAAAUGAAGGUGAAGGAGGUCAAAACUUCCAAUUACUUAGCAUCGGAGAAAUACUGUUCUAAGCUCCAAUAAAGCUGGAACAGUGAAAUCUGAAACAAACACAGCUUUUUAGUUAAAACUUUAAUAUCUUAAUGAGAAUAAAUCCUUCAGUACAUAAACUAAAUAACUGUGAUUAGACAUAUUAAAAUGCUUUUUCUGAUAGACGGUAGAGGAGCAAUAUGAUUCCUGUAGGAAUGCAAACAUGUUGUUGCUAUGGAGCUUCUGCAAUCAUCAUAGUUAACAACACUGCAAAAGCUGCCAGUACUCAGCUUGCAGGAGAGAGAAAAAAAAAUCAUAACUUUAAUUUAUUUCUACAGAAUUCAUUAAAAAAUAUGUUCUAGCAGUGAAGUAGGAGAAACUGUCCCAUCAAGGUAAUUCAGUUCAUUUUCAGAAAAUGAGCUAACCUGUAUGCCAGGAUUUAUGGUAAACUUCCAUGCAGCAAAAGAGCAAAAGCCAGAAGCAGGGAAAGGUGUUACCAAUCAGCAUGUAGGUGAAAUCAAGUAAAUGAUUUAAGAGGGACAUACAUUAGUUGAGGAAAGUCAUUGCACACAUAUUCACGUCUGUGGUAGAAGAAAACACCCACCCUGAAUAAGCAACUCAAAGGAAGUUGUUAAGCACAAACAGAAACUAUGAAUAACAAACAAACAGCAGCUGGCCUGUUUAGAACUACUCAAAGUAUAAGAAGAAGGAAAUAACUGAAUAUAUAGGUUAGAUUAAAUAUUCAUUUAAUCCUAGAUUGACACUCUUAUUCUUGUAGUACUGGGGAGCCAUGCAUCUCAGAUGAAUUUGUAGAUAUAGAAGAUGGUAUUUUAGUAAGCUUUAUAUGACUAGUCUUUUAAAAGUCUUCUCAUAAAAUCUCAUUUGAAUUUUGAGCAUUCUGACUGAAUCCUUUUUUGUGCAGAACUGUUCAGUAACAAACAGUCUCCUUAAAAGUAGAAUGCCCAUUUCCUUGUGUGUGAGAUUAUGCGAAGGAAAACCACAUACAGUGAUCUUUUGUUGCUGCUGUGACGCAUGUCAAAUAUGGAUUUAACAGUUUUUUGCUGUUCUUUCCAUGUCAUUAAAAACAUUAUUUCUUCUAGUGAGAACAGUACUUUCAACUUGUUUCUUUUUUUUUUCUUUUUGCUUGUUACAAUUCAAUUCUUGCCUUGAUUUUCCUUUAGCUCUCUGAUGUGAUCCUGCAUGCCUGAAAUCAAAAUGAAUUUAGCUGUUAGAUAUAGUAGAUUUCCUUGUUUUUUGUACCUAUGUUCAACAGCUUUUACACUGCAUCUCAGCCCGCAUUAUUUGUGGAUUUGAUAUAUGAUUCACUAAUGACUCUGAAAUGUAUUAGGUUUUUAAGAUAUUCUACUCAAUAAUUUUUCAACCACACUUCUCUUAUAUUUGUAGGUCUUUCUCAACAUAAGUGCUAUAUCUAGAUUUUUAAUUUUCUGAGACACAAUUAAAUGUGAUAAAAGUUCUCCAUAAAAAUAAGUAUUGCUCUGUUACUUUCCUUUUGAAAUUGACUGUGAGGGAUCUUAAAGUAUAUAAUUCCAUAUCAUGUCAAGUAUGCAUAAAAUGCAUUUAUCCCAGUAUUUACAGAAAUUUUACUUUAAUGUGGUAGGUGCUUGCUCUGUGACUAAAAUUUAAACAAAAGUACCAUGUCUUCCACAGUCUCUUUGAGGAUACUGCUGGCCUUUUCCCUGCAGUAGAUGCUGUCAGUUUCUUCUCUGCGUUCAACACAGGCAAAUGACUUUGGCUCCCCUCCACUCUAGUUACUUUAAUAAAUAGGUUUAUAUCUGUUGUUUAAAAAUAAUAAUAAUAAUAAAUCUCAUUUGGGAAGAAUGUUUGUAUGGUCUUUGCUGCUUACCCGGAGAUCCCAUUAUGUCUUUUGUCUUUGUCCCUAUUCUGUUUUACUGUUAAUUGGAAGGUGACUGACUUGUAGCAGAAUCACAUAUGCACAGAACAGGUUAGUGGGGAGGUAUGAUGAGACGUUUCAUGUUGGUCUUUUCAACUGAAUACCACUUACUUUGUGGUGAUUGACUCAGGCUAGUUUCCCAAAUUGUGCAGUAUUUUGAAGAACAAAAUUAAUCUGUGUUCUUAUAGUCCUAAUGAGACUUCCAAUUCUUUCAUAUGUGUUUUACCUGUUACUGUUUUAAAUACAGUAUUUCCUUGAUCUCUGUUCUUUCACAGGACUAUCAGAAGGAACAAAUUUCAUCAAACUGACCUGGUAGAGAUCUUAAUUGCAUGCUCCUUUAGCUUGGGUGUUGCUCAUCAAAAUUUGUAAGGGUUGCAACUACUUUAAAAUUAUUUUUUUAUAACUGUAGGAAAAAAAAAUAUUAACCAUGGGUGAUACAUUUUGUGCUGCCCUUUGAAAAUGCAGUUUCCACUUUCUAGUGAGCUGCACAGCACAUGCUGUGCUGCAAAAUUUUCAUCCUUCCCCUUAUUAUUGCACACAAAGUAAUUAUUUUUAGUUUAGCUUGACAGACUGGUGAAAGGAGACCAUUUGAGAAGUGAGGCGGGCUGAAGUUUUGUAGAAUUUCCCAACAGCUCUGCACUGAAUCAUCAAGUCCCAAGAGCACAGAGGCAUUCCGUAGAAAUGUCACACAGGCCUUCUGGCAUAUUAAUCAGGAAGCAACAAUAAGCUCCUACUUCCAGACAGGUUGAUUCUAGAGUUCUUUUUGCUCAGCUUGGGAUCAAAACUGUUAGCAUCCAGUGAUGGGACUGUUCAAGCAAACCCAGGAUUAAGAUAAGAAUACAAUCUAGAUUUAAGUUAUCUCAGCCAUGGGGACGAGAGAAGCCUUGCCUCUGGUGAUUUUUUUCUAGUGUGUUUUAGUUGUAUUACAAUCACAGUUCUUUCCUCAGCUUUUACAAGUUGGACUCAGUAAAACAUGUACAUGUAAGUCUACCACUAUUCUCACAUCUGUAAGACCUGUUCUAUACAUAUGCUGUUUUUUAACUUACUGUAGAUUUAGGCAUAAAAUUUCAAAUUUUAUUUUGAAAUUUUCAGCAUAGAUCAAUCUUGAGUAAUAAAUAAAAGGUAAAUAAUACACAUUCAUGAGCAAUAACCUGCUAAAAGGAAGAGAUGGAGAUCAGGUAGCUAAAUUGUCUAUAACAUUAAAUUUUCAAAGUAAUUUAAAUGUUAUUGAAAGGAAAAUAACAAUAAUAAAAAUGCUGUUUAUAUGCUAUUAAAAAAAAAGUUGAAUAGCUAUAAAAAAAGUUUUGGGAAAUGCAAAUACGAAAAUUAACAGAGUGAAUGCUGUAGAGCCACAUUGCAUUUCAUCUUGUGCUAUUAAAAAUACAAAGGGAGAUGCUGUUAAAUUCUUAUAUAAUAUGCAAAUGAAUUCCUCUUUAUCCGGAAAUAAGAAAAAGUGAAUUUAGCUCCUUUUGUUGCAACAACCAAAAGUUGUUCCUAAAACACUGGAGUUUUAAAACGUUGUACUUGCUAACCUAUGGAAUUAAUUACUGAAAAACAUCUAAAAUUGAAGAGGUUUUCAGAUUUCAAUUUAAAUAUUUGAUUAGUUUUAUGGCAUAUAUGAUUAUUAAUAGGUGAAAAAUUAUGGCAAAUAAUAAAGUAAAAAAAUCCCAGGUAAAGCAAUCACUCCUCUUCACUCCCUUCCCUACUCACCAGCAAAUUACAGGAGUUCAAGAAGCACUAUUACCUACAUGUAGUUGCUGCAGUCCCAGAAAAAGCAGGCCCAGUGAGCAUUUAGGAAUCCACAGAGGCAUAACCAACAUACACGUACCUGCAUAACCUUCAUGCUCCACAAGUACAUAAUGUAGUAUUUGCCCAAAGCACUUAAAGAUUCAAGCAAGAGCAAGUACAAGGGAACUGUGAGGUCACCACAAGUGACAGCAGUCUGGCUGUUUCCUAAAGAUUAUGUCAGAGAGCAGAAUACUGUUUUCUGUCCCACAACCCACCAGGAACCAGAAAUGGCAGCGUGUUAACUGAGGUGAAUGGGAAAUUUGAGGACAAAUAUUCAAUAUAGUUUUGAUACAGUGUAGCUACAGUGUCCUAUGCUAUGAAUCUUUCUUGCCUCAGACCAUAACUACUUGUAAAUCAAAAGCAUCAGAAAGACAUCUCUAGCAGUUUUUUCCGUAAUGGCAAAGUGCCUUGAAUCUUCCUUUCACCAGCUUUAUAAUUACAGUGGACAAUUACAAUUAUCUGGUUUUCAAAAAUUAAACGCUUUAUUGCUUGCUUUCCAAAUUGCACAGAUACAACUUCGCUAUCACUUCAGUGGGUGGAGCUCUGGAUUGUCUGACUUCAACUUGGUCCUGAUAUAGUGGUAAACAAUGCUACUUCUAUUGCAGUUGUAAAAAGGCAAGUGGAAACUUUAAAGGUAUAGGGCAAAUCUACAUAUGAUAAAAUAACCAAAAUAACAUUUUUCCUUGACUUAAACCUUUGGAAAGAGACCAAGGCAACAAUGACAAGUAAGAAAAGAUAACGACCCUUUUCAUGGGUCAUUAAUGACUCACAAGAGCAGAGUAGAGAGGGAUAAUCACCUCCCUCAACCCGCUGGUCAUGCUUUUGAUGCAGUUCAGGUGGUUGGCUUUCUGGUCUGCAGGUGCACACUGCUGGCUCAUACUCAGUUUUUCAUCUACCAGAACCCUUAAAUCCUUCUCCAUAGCGUUGCUUUGUCUUUAGUGAAGCUAUGUUGGCUUCAUGUCACCAAUCAUCUCUCUGUUCUCAGUGUACUUUAGCUCAGUUUCCAGGAAGAUCCGUUCCAUGAUUUUGCCAGGCACAGUGAUGAGAAUGACUGGCCUGUAGUUCCCCAGAUCUCUUUAUCUUUUUUUUUUUUUUUUUUUUUUUUCAAAAAAAAAAUGGGGGGGGCAAGUCAGGUGGGUCAAUCAGUCCUUUUGUCCAUACUGUGCUCUGCAUAUGCAAUAUGAAAUAAGGAUUUAUUUUUUAACUGCAAGACUAAUAUUAAUCUGAAACACUCUUGCACAAUUAUAAUAAAUUCCCUAUGCUACUGAAGAAUAUAGACAUACUAUUUUAGUACAGCUUAAAUUUAGCACUAGGCAACACUAACCAUAUCGUUAUGUAUUGGAGACGGAUGUUGCAUCCAGUAUUCUCUGAAGGUUCCCCAAAGCAGUUCACAGAUGAAUUUGAAAGUCUUGUGCUAUCAAAGAGUACUAUGUUGCUAUCUGAAGAGACAAAAACCUACAUGAAACCAUACUGAAUGUAAAGGAAAGCAUAUUUUAUUAGCAGAAACAGCUUUGGGGAAUAUUUAGCAAAUCAUUUUUUAUAAAGUAAAAUAUCUGGAGAAUUUAGAAUAUGUUAAAAUCAAGAGGUAAUGAUUGCCUCUGUUAACUAAGAAUAGCAUUUAGGACUGCUACAGGUUCAAAUUUAACUCAAAGUAGCUGUGCUUGAAAGUAGUUACCUGCUUUUUUGGUUUUGAGAAUAGAUCUAGAGUUAACUGAUGAAGUGUUUACAUUGCCAAGUGCAAAUAUGCAAAGACAGGUAUAUUUUAAAGAUUUGCAAGAAAAUGAGCUUGAAAAUAAAUGUCAGUUAAAUGUUACAUAUAAUUAAAUGUAUGAUCCCAUAUGAGUAAAAUAUAAAAACCUUUGCUAGAGAUAUUUUUAAAUCUUUCUGAAAGAUAGGAAAAUAUUUAUAUUUUCCAUUAAUAUGUAGCACAGUUUAUAUUAAUUGUGUUCCUGCCUGUACUAUAUUAUUCUCUCUCAUAUUUUUUUCCUUUUUUUUUUUCCUGAAUCUUCACAAGACAAAACUUUGACAAAUUUAAAAACAGCAGCAUAGGAAAAAAAAAAAAAAAAAAAAACAGAAAUGGCAGGCAGGGACCUGCUUCCUUCCCUGUAAUAGGGGAGGAGAAAUGUGCUACGUUUUCAGAGUUUAAGAUGCCAACUAUUGACACACUUCUAUUUUCUGUAAACCCUUUCAUUUAAAUACUUUUCUCAGCAAGAAAACUGAAAUGGAAACUAGUAAUUUUCAGCUGAUUGUUUUAUGAUCACAGUUCAUUUUGUCAUUUUGUGAGAUAAUGGUUUUGGGGAUAAACUUUUCAGUCUGAUGAAUGAAAGCAGGUACUAGCAUAUAUAUUCUGAAACGCUUACUGUAUCCUAACCUUCAUUAGUAAUGAAAUCUGAGGAUUUAUCCCAAAUUUGACAACUUUCAUUGGAUUACUAAUAUAUCCCUAAUAAAAGUGUUUUUGAAUCCAGACCUAUUCUGUAUUUCCUUUUUUAAGGACUACAAAAGUCCUCCUCACCUUCCCCUCCAAUGCAUUAAGCUCUUGAAGUUGCCUUUUUAAAAAAAAAAAAAAAAAAAAAAAAAA